Penicillium samsonianum is the source of this 1713-nucleotide messenger RNA. Its product is annotated as putative poly(ADP)-ribose polymerase PARP. Lineage: Eukaryota; Fungi; Ascomycota; Eurotiomycetes; Eurotiales; Aspergillaceae. Gene Ontology annotation, molecular function: NAD+ poly-ADP-ribosyltransferase activity. Bases 1 to 1713 code for a protein of 570 amino acids. The transcript has 5 exons. The record is from RefSeq and is a predicted model, not a curated record.
AUGACUUCCAACAAACCGGUAGACAAGCUGGCCGACAAUCUGAAGGGGUUGGUCAUCGGCGCCAGUGGUACAAUCCCUGGAUAUCAACAUGUCAAUCGGGCUCGUGAACUAGUAGGCUGCCAAAUCGUGAACAUUGAUUGGCUGCUCAAGAAGAUUGAAAAGCACAUUCCAGAGAGUGUUCAGAAAAAGAUACUCAAGAACGAGAAAAAUCAAGGCAAAAAGCGUGAACGGGAAUCUUCGCCUGGGGACGACAAUGGCAGCGCUUCAAAGAAAACGAAGGAUGAAGAACAGAUCAACCUCAAGAGGCUGACUGAUUUGGUUGACGAGAAAUACCCAACACCGAGUAGUGCGCUUUCCGUUUUCCAGGACGACACGGGAUUGAUAUGGGAUGCCACGUUGGUCAGACCUGGUGUGGAAAAACAAGUCGAAGUUGUGCGCAUCCAACUUCUCGUUCAUGGCCAGUCACAAAUGUUCCACACCUGGGACUUGCGUUACCAAUUUGGAUCAUCUAAGGAAUCAAAUUCAAUUGGAAAUGUAGGAAGCCUCGACUCGGCCAAGCGCAUGUUUAAGGCGAAGUUCAAGUCGCUCAGUUAUCUAGCUUGGGAAGUCCGACAUGCUUUUCCCCGUCCUAAAGCCUGGGUUUUCCUCGAAAUGCAUCACAGGGAGGUCCCCAUCUUCACCAGCGAGACCAGCCAGUUGCCUGCAAGCGUUGAAAAUGUUUUGAAAAUCAUCUUCACAUCAGGAAACUUGAAGAACUACGUCACUUUCCUAAACAAUCACGGACGCAACGUUUUGCUUGAAAGCAAAGUGGACAUGAAAAAGCUUCUGGUUGGGAUUGAAGUUUUGGGCAAGCUGAUGGAGCUCACCAACCCUCAGCUGGCACCUGGCGACCACCGUUCCAAAGCGAAGAAGAGAUUGUGCACGAUCUACGAAAGCUUGAUUCUCACAAACCUGACUCUUUCAGACACCAAUGAUACCGUCAGACAGGAAUUGGAAUCCCUCGAUCUCUUACUCAAGUUGCACGAUGCCAGCGAGAUUCUGGAAAAGAAAACCCAGUCUUCCUCAUUGGCCAUGAGCCAAAUAUCCCAAGUACUUGGUCUGGCAAAGAUGCUCCCAGUGAGGGGGAAUUCCACAGAGUUCAAGAUGCUCCGGGAGUACCUGGAAAAAACUUCCAGUCCACUCCACCCGUAUCAAUUCAAGGAGGUCAUCGGCGUGUUCCGUCUCGAACGUGCUGGGGAAGCAGAGCGCUUUGCCCAAUGGGAAAAGGCAAACCUUGCUAAUACUGGAAACCGGCGACUUCUAUGGCAUGGCUCGGUGUCUAGCAACAUUGCAGGGAUCUUGAGUCAAGGACUGCGUGGCGAUGGAAUUGUCAGUACCGACGGGAAGGACUUCGUUUCUGGGGUAUACUUUGCCGACAUAUCCACCAAGUCGGCGGGAUAUUGCCGACAGCAAGGGGAAGCCUUGAUGUUGCUAUGUGAAGUCGAGCUGGGCACAACCUCGGCCAUUUCAGUUCACUAUACUGGCAGCACUGUCCAUAAAGCAUGGCGUGAUGCUGGAUACAUUCACUCGGAUUUCAAGGGGUCCUGGGUGCCAGAUGUUCACGCCGGAACAACCACUGCAAGCGACAGUGAUGGCUUUAACCACUCUGAGUAUGUCGUACAAAACCCAGCACAGAUUCGUCAACGGUAUCUGUUCCACGUCAAGAUUUUUUGA